Molecule: messenger RNA, 678 nt
Organism: Elephantulus edwardii (Cape elephant shrew)
Lineage: Eukaryota; Metazoa; Chordata; Mammalia; Macroscelidea; Macroscelididae
Gene: ZC2HC1B
Product: zinc finger, C2HC-type containing 1B
Exons: 6
Coding region: 1-678 (225 amino acids)
Source: RefSeq, a predicted model, not a curated record
AUGACACUAACAGAAUGUGCUCUUGAACCUUCUACAGAUGGCAGUCACAAACUGUUUCCCUGUGAAGUCUGUGGAAGAAGCUUUGCAGCAGAUGUUCUGGGAAGGCAUGCACCGAUAUGUAGAAAACUCUUCAAUAAAAAACGUAAGCCUUUCAAUUCCUUGAAGCAAAGAUUACAGGGCACGGACAUUCCUACUGUGAAGAAGGUUCCUCAAUCCAAGCUCCAACCUGUGAAGAAAUCUAACUGGAGACAACAACACGAAGACUUUAUCAAUGCAAUUCGGUCAGCAAAGCAGUGUAUGAUAGCCAUUAAGGAGGGUCGGCCUCUCCCACCUCCGCCACCUCCCGCUAUCAACCCAGAUUAUAUUCAAUGCCCAUACUGCAUGAGAAGAUUUAAUGAAACUGCAGCCACACGUCAUAUUAAUUUCUGCAAGGAUCAAUCUUCUCACCGAGUCUUCAAUCCAGCCCAGACAGCAGCCAAGUUGGCAGCAAAAGCCCAGGGUCGGGCACAGGUGAGUCCCCAAAAGGAGCCGACUAUAACAAGUGCAGUGGGAGCAUUGCUACAGAACAGAGCCUCGGGGACCACCAAUGUGGGCCCACAGCAGGCAGGAUUAGCAACAGACCCUGCUGUGGGAGGAAAACUCAGACAAGGAUUCACUAAGUCUUCUAAAAAAGAUUAA